AUGGGUACUGUCCAGGGACUAUGGCAGUGUGCGAGUCAGUACCGUGAGCACCACUCGGUCUUUGUACUCAGCAGUUUCUGCAUCGUGUACAUUGCACUGCAGACCUUUGCCAUCCCUGGUCCUAUUGUGCUAAGCAUUCUUUCUGGAGCCAUGUACCCAUUUCUACAGGCCCAGAUAUUGGUGGCUUUUUGUGCUACUACAGGUGCCUCGUUGUGCUUUAUGCUGUCCUACUUUUUAGGUCGUGGAGUCUUUAGUCGACUGUUUGCUGGCAUGAUGGGCCGCUUUAAGGAGAAAAUCGCCCAAAACCAGAAGAACCUCUUUUACUACUUGCUAUUCCUGCGGAUUACGCCUCUAUUGCCCAAUUGGUUCGUCAACAUUGCUUGUCCGUUGGUGGACGUUCCGUUCAAGUAUUUUUUUAUGGCUACAUUGAUUGGUUUGAUCCCAGCCAACUUCUUGCAUAUCUCGACGGGUGCAACGCUGAAUAGUGCUGCUGGAGUGUCGAGUGGUAGCAAUGCCGUCAACUUUGCCGUGCUUUUUUUGUUGCAAUUUGUGGCCUUGCUGCCGACGCUGUUCAAGGGCAAAAUUGAAAAGUACGAGAAAGAGGCGUUUGAAAAGACCAAGAAGACUGAGUAA
Messenger RNA from Peronospora farinosa, 633 nucleotides. Lineage: Eukaryota; Oomycota; Peronosporomycetes; Peronosporales; Peronosporaceae. The record is from the annotation of a GenBank genome assembly.